AUGAAACGAGUUCUACUGCCUGAGCGUGCAAACUGGCAACAAGCACAUCAAGAGAUUGGUUUUGACUACUACAACUUGCCGUCGCGGGAUGGUUCAAUGUAUUGGUCAGAAGGGGUGGCUUAUGAGUUUAGCCUCAAGCAAAUUGAACAGCUUGAAGAUGCCUCGAACGAAUUACACCAGAUGUGCCUUGAAGUGGCAGGGGAUAUGAUUCAACGCGGUCAUUAUCCCGAAUAUUUUCAAAUCCCCCCAGCAGCGAUUCCUCUGAUUGAGCACUCAUGGAAAAACCAAGCGCCGAUGCUGUAUGGCCGUUUCGAUUUUGCCUAUGAUGGUCAAGCCAUUAAAAUGCUGGAAUACAAUGCCGAUACGCCAACGGGUUUACUCGAAGCCUCUGUUGCACAGUGGCAUUGGAUUGAACAGGUCGAAAACAUUGCAAACCGUGAUCAAUUCAACAGCAUUCAUGAAAAGCUGAUUGAGCGUUGGAAACAGCUCUAUCCUGCGCGUAGCCGCGUCCAUUUCGCAGCCUGCCAAGAAGCAGGGCGUGAAGAUUGGGGCAAUUUAGAAUACCUCAUGGAUACUGCUUUUCAGGCAGGCUUAAAUGUCAGCGAACUGUCGAUGGAAAACAUCGGUUGGAAUGGCACAGCCUUUGUCGAUUUGCAUCAGCAAGAGAUUCAGCAUUUAUUUAAGCUGUAUCCGUGGGAAUGGAUUUGGGAAGAAAGUUUUUCGCAGUUUCUCAAACCCGAAACCGAAUGGAUUGAACCAUGUUGGAAAAUGCUGCUCUCCAAUAAAGCCCUAUUGAUCGAGCUAUGGAAACGCUUUCCGAAUCAUCCAUUAUUGUUAGAAACCCAUGCUUAUGAUGCGCACGCCCACUACGCAGGGAAAUGGGUGCGUAAGCCCAUCUUAGCGCGCGAAGGCGCAAAUAUUCAUAUCCUACAAAACAAUGUCGAUUGUGGCGCAGCCUCAGGUAGUUUUUACUUCGAUGACUACGAUAAAUAUGGCUAUGUCAUGCAACGCUGGGUAAAAACUCCGUUGCAUGAAGGCAUGCUGCCCACCUUGGGACUUUGGAUGGUCGGGGAUGAAUGUGCUGGGAUGUCACUGCGUGAAGAUGUGUUUGAUGUGAUUGGCAAUGAUGCGCAUUUUGCUGCGCAUUAUUUUGUGGAAUAA
This is a messenger RNA of Notodromas monacha, 1161 nucleotides long. The record is from the annotation of a GenBank genome assembly. NCBI's taxonomy places the organism in Eukaryota, Metazoa, Arthropoda, Ostracoda, Podocopida, Cyprididae.